AUGGGGGUGCGGGAACGGGGCCCAAUUGGGAGGAUUGGGCGGUGGCAUAAAUUGGGGUCUGGCACCCAAGUUGGUGGUGGUGGCCGUAAGGAGGCGAGGGAUUGUUUGAGACACUGUGAGACACUAUUUGACAACUACAACGCAAUACGUUCAGCAACGGAGAAAAGUCAUGUACAAUUGUAUGGAGACUACAGAUUGGGAUUUUUGAAACAAUUCUAUUCCGAUAAAGUUGGAGUCGAAUACUUGACAGAAUACCCAGAAUCUCUUGAGGAAACCAAAGAUGUUAAUAGCAGAGAAAUACCAUUGCAUUUCGCAAGGAUGAAAUUGAAAGCUGCAAAGGGACCUGGAAGUGUCAUGUUAGAGAAACUAGAACAACUGAUCAAAAGCCGUGUAUUUGCUGACAAAUUGAUUUCAAAUAUUCUCGAAAUGUACACUGAAGGAGACCUUGUUUCACAAACGGGUUUGGAAACUGAAAGACAGAAAUUUGACAUAAAUAUGUUCUCUUGUUACGAAGAUUUGCUUGAUGCUUUUGAUAAUAACUGCUUGAGUAUUCCCAAGAACACGUACUUUCUGACUCACCUGUACAAAUUCGCCAACAUUUGUAUGAGAGACGAGAGUUCCAUUAUGGCUAUGACAACGAUCCAGACGGUUUGCAAAAAAGAAAUGCCAGCCAUUCAUAAACUUGGCACUUACAUUGAGUAA
Molecule: messenger RNA, 702 nt
Organism: Nezara viridula (southern green stink bug)
Lineage: Eukaryota; Metazoa; Arthropoda; Insecta; Hemiptera; Pentatomidae
Source: the annotation of a GenBank genome assembly